CCCGUCCCGACCGCCUCUUCCGGCAAACGCGGUCUCUCCUUCAACGACCCAAAAUUCACCAACCUCUUCUCCGCCAUCUCCUGCACGCUCAAUCCCGUCGGCAGAUCCCGCACCUCCUGGGCAUACAACUGGUUCUCCGCACCCUGCGACAACUUCAACCACGCAUCUCUUUGCAGCGUGCCAUUCAACCCCUACCUCGAAUUUAUCCCCAUGCUGUGGUCCAACGACCGCGAUUUGCAAAACGUCUGGAACAGCAACGUUCAAGCCGCGGCCGCAAGAGGAUGGAAAACAAUUCUCGCCUUCAACGAGCCGGAUAUUGCCCACUCGGGCGGUUCGGGAAUGUCCAUCGCCGACGCCGUGACCUCGUGGAAGCAGUAUAUUCAACCGCUCAAAGCGCAGGGAUUCCGCCUUGGAUCACCUGCCGUCACGAACGCCCAGGGCCUCAACAUGGGAAAUGACUGGCAGGUCAAAUUCCUUGACCAGACGCCCGGCAAAGGAGGCUGCAUUGGAUGCACCGUCGACUUCCUCGCUGUGCACUGGUACGGCGGCCCAACGGACUUUGACUCCUUUUUCAACCACGUUGCUUACAGCUGGAGCGUCGUCGGAGGACAAAGGAUGCCGGUGUGGAUCACCGAGUUCGGCAUCACGGGCGGCACGGACGCUCAGGUGGAGAAUUUCUUGAGGGUCGUGAUUGAUGCGUUUGAGAACCAGCCGUAUUGGAGUUUCGUGGAGAGGUAUGCGUGGUUUACGGCGGGUAACUCCAGUCCGACCAGUGGGCCGUUGGUGGCGGCAAAUGGGACGAGUUUGUCGAGGGCGGGACAGGUUUAUGAGAAUCAGGUGUAG
Zymoseptoria tritici IPO323 is the source of this 843-nucleotide messenger RNA. RefSeq lists its product as uncharacterized. The transcript has a single exon. The annotation marks the transcript as partial. The record is from RefSeq and is a predicted model, not a curated record. Gene Ontology annotation, biological process: fungal-type cell wall polysaccharide metabolic process. Gene Ontology annotation, cellular component: fungal-type cell wall. Lineage: Eukaryota; Fungi; Ascomycota; Dothideomycetes; Mycosphaerellales; Mycosphaerellaceae.